GCGUGAAGAAGAAAGCAUGGACGAACACGAAGUUUUAACAACAUUGAAGAUUUUGAUAAUAGGUGAAAGUGGAGUUGGGAAAUCAAGUUUGUUGCUGAGAUUCACAGAUGACACAUUUGACCCAGAGCAGGCAGCCACAAUAGGUGUCGACUUUAAAGUGAAAACUCUACAGGUUGAUGGUAACAAAGCAAAACUUGCAAUCUGGGACACUGCAGGUCAAGAGCGAUUCCGAACACUGACACCAAGCUACUACAGAGGAGCUCAGGGUGUCAUUCUAGUGUAUGAUGUCACCAGCAAGGCCUCUUUCAACAAACUAGAACAAUGGCUAAAUGAAUUGGAGACUUUCUCAACAAAACAUGAUCUCAUCAAAAUGCUUGUCGGAAACAAGAUAGACAAUGAAAGACGAGAGGUUAGUAAGGAGGAAGGACUCAAGUUUGCGAGGAAACACCACAUGUUGUUUAUAGAAGCCAGUGCCAAAACAAAAGAGGGAGUGCAGUGUGCUUUCGAAGAACUAGUGGAAAAGAUCAUACAGACACCUGGAUUAUGGGAGACAGACACACAGGGCAGACGUAUAACAGGUCAAGAUUCAAAUGGAGGUCAAGGAGCAGCAUGUGGUGGAUACUGUAGUGUAAUAUGAGUGGACCAAACAGUAUGCAGACUGACCAAUCAUAACUUGCGUAACAAACUUAAGAGAACAUGAAGAACCAUUGUUUGUGAUAUUAAACCUUGAUUUAAAACCAUUGACUAUGUCAUCCUCAAUAUUCAGAGGUGACGCUUACCUUUGCUCUCCACACCCCUGGAAUAUGUUAUAGCAAAAUUGAAGGCACGCGACUAGCUAUUUGAUUGGUCUCCGGUAAAAAUACCUGA
Molecule: messenger RNA, 867 nt
Organism: Mizuhopecten yessoensis (Yesso scallop)
Lineage: Eukaryota; Metazoa; Mollusca; Bivalvia; Pectinida; Pectinidae
Product: ras-related protein Rab-18A-like
Exons: 7
Coding region: 17-637 (206 amino acids)
Molecular function (GO): GTPase activity; GTP binding
Source: RefSeq, a predicted model, not a curated record